UUUGUACCAGUCUUCAUGAUAGAGUUGUUUUCUUCGUUUUUAAUAUCUUUAAUAAGUCUCUAGAGUAAUACAUUUACUGCGCCCUGUGUGUGUUUACAAGCCAGUGUCAUUGCAAAGCAAAUAAACGAAUGUGUACUGGUUUAUCCUUUCUCUGAAUACCUUGAGCGAGUUUCCCCAAAAAGAAUCGCUGCUUGAUAACAAACAAUAGGUAUGAAGAGGGGAUAAACUUCACAUAAUUUCAAAAUGCGACGCUUAUAACGGCCACUGUUCUACCGGAGCACUGGGGUUUCAAACACUACAGCUUUCUGUAUGAUUUGUUUGUGGACAUGCAAUAAAACAUUUGAAACUACGCUCAGUUCACAGUGGCUUCAUAAAAAUACCCAAUGUGAUUUACAUUUAAAUUCUUAAAUUAUUACCUAACACCAUCAAACGCGUGCCGACAUUAUUUCAAAAUGUAGCUUUCAUGUUUCUGUUGCAGGUCAGGAGGCCUUAUGUUCUUAAUUAUAAAAUUCAUUGGCCUUUUCAAACACAAAUAUUAGAACGCAACCAGGAACCAGCUCGAAAUUGUGAACUAGGUGUAAUAUCUAUGUCGGAAAUGCUGCAAAAUACCGCAGAGGACUGAUUGAUCUUCGAACAGAAAAGUUGCAUAUUGAGAUAAUCGCUACGUGGUUCAUUGUGUUUGCGAUCAAAGUCUAUAAAUAGGCCUGUGUAUCUUUCUGUGUAUUGCUGUGCCUUAUUUUCCACACUUUCCACUGGUCUCAGGACGUGGGUAGAUGGAUGAUGUUGUUGCUUGUUAUUCUCACUGUUACACCGUUUGUUCCUUCACACUGUUCGUCAUAUGGCCUACAUUAUAGCCGAGGCCAGGUUAUGAACACUUCUGCGCUGGUCUUCCCAGAUCAAGACACCUCUCUUCUGAGGUGGCCUUCCAUUUCCCCUACUGCAUCCGCUGCCCACUACAUUAAGUGUGUGUGUUUGCAGUAUAUUUGUAUCCAAUUUAAAAACCUCCACAGUUUGCAAGCUACAGGCUAUGAGAUGUAAUUGCGUUUAUUUUGAAAAGGAGCUGUUCUGCACUUAUAGUUUAUAUGCAGCACAUAAAUUUAAUGAAAACUUUCUAGGCGGGACCGAAACUCGGAUUGAUCUCGGGAAUAAACCCGUUGCAGGAGCAAUAUUUAACAUUUGCAAUCCCUUUAUUUGUGAGCAGCAGCUGAUUACUCUGGAGAGGAAGCAUUUGUAAUUAUCGUUUUUCUGGAAUAUGUGUCAAACAUUACUGUUAUUCUACACGUAUGCAUAUUAAUAUAAUAGAAGGUCCUUUAAGUUUUCCCCACGCAGAACGCGUACGAUAAGUGUUAUUGUGGGAAGUCUGGGAGCUGUCACUUGUCUAGUUUUAUUACUUUUAUUGCCCACUAAGUGUUCAGAAUUCUUUUGCAGAACAACUGCCCUAACACCACCCUGCCCCCCUCGCCGAGCUGAUUUCCGUUGAAUACAAAGAAGGGAACACUGUCUGAAUGCUUGACUUUAUUUUCCUUCUCCACACACAGACACACAAAUGGACACACAGACACAAACACACGGGUGUGUGUUGCCAUACAUGUAUAUGCAUAGGUAUAUAGUUUUACAACGGGGUGUUUUUAAACGUACUACUUGUCUAAAAUACCGCAUUCCCAAAAUAACAUUUAUUCGAAUCAUAAUUCAGGACAGUCAGUAAAAUCAUGGCCAACGUUUUACAUGUCUCAUUGUGUUUUUCAGGAACAUGUAGCAGUGUUUGUGCGCAAACGGCAAUAUUUACAUCGUAGUCAUUGCAUUUAAAUGCAAAACAGUUAUAUUUUUGUUUACGUCAAUUGUUUUAGCUAAGAAAUUUGUUUACAUACUCGUCCGUAUAUUUAUUUAUGCAAUUGCUACAGUAAUAUAACUUAUAAUACUACAACUGAAGCGCUCAGCGAUGAGUGGAAAUAAGAAUGAAUUUUAUUCAUUAAUUUUUAAGUAUCAGUCACUAGUACUUUUGUUUCUUUUCAUGUUCAGUGCCAUUUUAUGAAGACUGAGUUUUAGUUAUUAUACACAGACGUUUAUUCAUUUUUAAGCAAGCACAGACAUAUACACAGUUCGCCAUUAGACGUCCAGAAUAGGAUAAGUUUGAUAUUCAUCAGGAACCGCGUUCUCCUUUCUCUUUGGGAAUAAAUUUUACAGCUAAAUGCAUUAAGAAGUGCGGUUCAUACUGUAAACAGAAUAUUGUACUGUUCCGAAUAGGAUCAUGUACGUUCUUUACGGACGAACGUGUUUCUCUCUCUCUGUGCCCAUAACCUCUUAAUGCAGCAACAUUGUUUUAACAAGCAGUUUGAAACGGUUAAAAAAACAGCCUUAUAACACGUAACAAAAGAGUGUUUUUUUUAAUUGCAUGCGUUAUUUUCAGUGUGUUUUUACCUUCAGAGUAUAUUACCUGAUGAUGUGUUCAAAUACCUGAUUUUCAGACAUGCAUAAGGUCUUGCUCAUUAAGUCUUCUGCCAUUCUAAACAUAUUUUAAUAUGUCUGUCACUGUCUGUGAAUAUACCCGAGUAUAGUCCAAAAGUAGGAAUACUUUUCAUCAAAAGAGGAGAAAAAACGAAGGUAUGUUUUUUUCCCCAUUUUCCUCCCGACUCCUCGCUUUCAAUUGGCGGAAAGCGGUCAGCUGACCCUGUCAAAUUGUCCAUCUUGGAGCGGAGCCCUAGCUAUAACAUUCGGGCUCCGAGUCUUUGCUGUAGCCCUGAAAUUAAAAAUAAAUAAAUAAAUAAAUAAAUAAUAGUAAAAGAUUCGGUACAACGAACGUCAACAGAACAAGGGAGAGUUAGACAGAGACAGAGAACGGGAGAGAGAGGGAGAGAGUGGGAGAAGGAUAAAGAAGGAAGGUGAGAAAGAAAGUGGGAGCGAGGUAUGAAUUCGUAUUUCGCAAACCCGUCGCUCCCCUGCCAUUUAACUGGUGGUCAAGAAGUUUUACCCAACGUGCCCUUAAAUUCGACCACCUAUGACCCCGUGAGACAUUUCUCGUCAUACGGGGCUGCCGUGGCCCAAAACCGGAUAUAUUCCUCUCCGUUUUAUUCGCCCCAAGACAACGUUGUGUUUGGAUCGAGCCGGGGACCCUACGAGUAUGGAUCUAACGUGUUCUACCAGGACAAGGACGUGCUCCCCAGCUGCCGGCAGACAAGUAUGGGACUGAACGCACAGAGCUCUCUUGCACAAGACUGCAGCUCAGAUCAGACACGCUCUGGAUCACAGGAGCAGAAAGGAAAUAUCCAAAUUUAUCCAUGGAUGCAGAGAAUGAACUCCCACAGUGGGGUCGGGUACGGAACAGACAGACGGAGAGGCCGUCAGAUUUACUCCCGGUACCAAACCCUCGAACUCGAGAAGGAAUUCCACUUUAACCGGUACCUAACCAGACGCAGACGUAUCGAAAUCGCCAACGCUCUCUGUCUGACAGAACGCCAGAUCAAAAUAUGGUUCCAGAACCGCCGCAUGAAAUGGAAAAAGGAAAGCAAUCUAACCUCCACUCUGACGGGUAAUGUGUCUGCGGGAGGGUCUCAGGAAACAGAAAAAGAAGAAGCAGAAGAGGAGGCAGAUGAGGGCAAGAAGAAGGAAUGAAAACUGACUGCUUACACCACGAGCAUCGCCAGUAUAACAGAACUACCUAAGCGUAUCUUUUUGGUACACAUAUACAGUAACUUAUAAUUGCAUGGACACUAAAGCUACACCUCUUUGUCUGCUCUUCCUUUGUACUCCCUACUUCUGCCCCCCACUCUUCCCCUCUGUCGCUCUCACUCCACAUAAAAGCACGUAAUCACAACAUCGUUGCACUUCUUGUAUUCAGUUCGGAUGCAAUAUGUCUUGAGAAAAACGUUACGCUUCCCGAUGGUUCCCUGUGUGGACACCGCUCCACUGCUGACUACUUGACAUUUUCAAACAUAUGCAGAUGAACGUGUAAUGACGCAAAUAGUGCUGAUUUUUAUGUUACCCGAAAACAUUCGCUCCACUGAGUCUGUAAAUACAUGUCCCUCGCAUCAUUUUGCCAGUAAAUCUGUCCUUCUGGUGAAGAUCCGUUGUGUGUUAAUACACAUUGCGGCCACUCCUUGAGUGAAGGUAUAAUGCUAUAAUCCUACUCCUGUGAAAUAUAAUUCAUUUAACUUUUUCGUAUAUUGUUGUAUAAAACUUUAGGUUAUUGCAAAUGCUGAAAAAGUUGUCACUUGACAACAUAUACUACCUGACUUGUGAAUAUCUCUGUACAUAACGAUAUACAGUUCCUGUGAGAUUUUUCGUGUGCAUUCUGCAGUUGCUCCUAGACACUAUUUAUACUUACUUUGCAUUGUACUGUGUAAGAGUAUGACAAAGUCCAUUAUCAUAGUUUUAGUAAAACUGCAUAGGAUCUUAACAGCAAAUAAAUCCACAUUUUAUGGACUGGAUGAAAAUAA
Scleropages formosus (Asian bonytongue) is the source of this 4433-nucleotide messenger RNA. RefSeq names its product homeobox protein Hox-C6a-like. The transcript has 2 exons. The coding region runs from base 2905 to 3609 and encodes 234 amino acids. The record is from RefSeq and is a predicted model, not a curated record. Gene Ontology annotation, cellular component: nucleus. Gene Ontology annotation, biological process: regulation of transcription by RNA polymerase II; anterior/posterior pattern specification. NCBI's taxonomy places the organism in Eukaryota, Metazoa, Chordata, Actinopteri, Osteoglossiformes, Osteoglossidae. Gene Ontology annotation, molecular function: RNA polymerase II cis-regulatory region sequence-specific DNA binding; DNA-binding transcription factor activity, RNA polymerase II-specific.